This is a messenger RNA of Ostrea edulis (European flat oyster), 3182 nucleotides long. RefSeq names its product vacuolar ATPase assembly integral membrane protein vma21-like. NCBI's taxonomy places the organism in Eukaryota, Metazoa, Mollusca, Bivalvia, Ostreida, Ostreidae. Bases 220 to 504 code for a protein of 94 amino acids. The record is from RefSeq and is a predicted model, not a curated record. Gene Ontology annotation, biological process: vacuolar proton-transporting V-type ATPase complex assembly. Gene Ontology annotation, cellular component: endoplasmic reticulum membrane. The transcript is spliced from 3 exons.
UCACCUGGCCUUGUGCCGAGUGAACCGUUUUAAUGUGAUGUAUCGUUAAACAUCUUUUUAUUUUUCUAUUCUAUCGAUUUUGACAUUUCCUAACACUGUAACGUUAGUUCUUUAAGAAAAUUGGUCUUUUAAAAACUUUCUUUUCCAUUGGCGUCUCGUUCUACUGUGUGUUCCGCGUUUUAGCAACACCCACCAUUUGGUGUACGAGUUGACUAAAACAUGGCAGACGAUCUACGAAGCAGGAUGAUGACUGAUGAGGCGAAGACAAACAGUGUGAUGAAGACCAUGAUCCUCUUCAGUUUGUCCAUGAUCUUCUUCCCCGUUUUCUUGUACUUCUUCUCCAAAAGUGUGUUCUUUGAAGCAAUGAUGGGGAUCACAAGUCAAGACAGCUCUUUCUAUGCAGCAUUUGUUUCCAUAGGAACAGUGCAUAUUAUUCUUGGACUAUUUCUGUACACUGCAUUUACAGAGGAUACUUCUAGGUCUUCAGACUUGAAGACAGAGUAGUUAAUUACUGACUAAUCCAGACUGAACAUGUGUACAAAGUUUUGUUCAUGUAUAUAGAAGGUAGAUUUAUAUAGGCUAAAUAUAUCUGUAUAUGGACGGAAAAAGUAGUGAAUGAUUGAUGAUAUGUGCAAUAUGAAUGGUUAGUUAUGAUCAAUUUAAACAUGUAUACUGUACUUUUAUUUUCAUAAUUGGUUGACUUUUUUGUAAAGUACAACUAUCUUGAUAGAUUUUACUUUGUUUAUCAUUUGCUGAAAAAUGAUACCAAAUCAGAAUUUCAUUGGGUACCAGGUAAUUUAUAUUACAUCAUCACAAGUAUUACACUAUUUUUUAGCAGAAAUAUAUUCUUUGAUGUUUUGAAUAUUAAUAUAAAUUUCCAACACCACAACUUUGUUACAUAUAUAUAUGCUAUAGUUUUCAUUUACGGCCAUUAGGACCAGGGUGGUGUUAUGCCUCCUUUAUGUUAGUUUGUUUAGUCACACAUUCGAAUUUCUUCAUUUCUGGAUGACAUCACACUGCAUGGCGCUGUUUCUGUCUUAAACUAGAUGUGUUUUAGGUACAGCGUUUUAGCUUGUCGGGUCUGAUAUCUGUCUCAGUAGCAAUUCAAGAAGAAGAAAACGGAAGAUCCCCUUUAACAGUUCAUUAUUGAUUAACAAAUUUAAUGAAGAUGCUGCCAUAAACAUAAGAAUAAUCCUAAGUUAAUGAUCAUAGUUGUGUGUUUUAGGCCUGAGUAUCGCAAGAUAACUCACAAUACGAUAUGUAUCGCGAUAUUUGUAUGCAAUACGAUUAUAUCACGAUACAAUUGCUGUUUAGAAAAUAAUUAUUUCCUUCCUUUAUUAAAAGAGAUCUUAAAGAUAAUUGAUGGCCAACAGAGUUAUUUUAAACCAAUUGUAUUAUGUUUGUGAUGCCUCCGCAAGUGAUUGGUCAUGUUUGUUGUGUUGCCGCUGUAUGGCAUGGUAGCAAGACGUAAUUGGCACACAGCAUUCUUUCUGUCCGAUUUCAGGAACCCAAACGAUUUCCAGACAGCGAACUUGAAUGCAGCAGGUGCAUUUCGUAUAUCAGUGUCCACAGACUCCAUUCAGUCUGACAACCAUGUUGUCCGUUGCCAUGUUUGCAAAAGGAAUUAGAUAUGUCGUAGCCAAAAUUAGUUUGACACGUGAAUAGAAAGAAAACCACUAACAGUAUCACGAUUCUGGCAUGACGAUAUCAUACGCGUAUUGUGGGAUCUCGCGAUCAAUACAAUCGAUAUAUCGGCGUAUCGUUACACCUCUAGUAUGUUGUCACUAGAGUCAAACAUACAAGAAUGAAGUGCUGGGGAUGAAUAAGUUUGAUUUGUUAUGCACAUAAUGCACUAUAUCUAGUAAUAAGUUUAUAUGUUUAAAAAACAACAGGGAAUGAAAAUCCCAUCGCUGUAAGCAUGAAUUCACUAUAAGCGUUUGUUUCACUACAAGCAUGAAUUCACUAUAAGCGUGUUCACUGUAACCAUGUUUUACUGUAAGCAUGAAUUCACUAUAAGCAUGUUCACUGUAACCAUGUUUUACUGUAAGCAUGAAUUCACUAUAAGCGUGUUCACUGUAAACAUGUUUUACUGUAAGCAUGAAUUCACUAUAAGCGUGUUCACUGUAACCAUGUUUUACUGUAAGCAUGAAUUUACUAUAAGCGUGUUCACUGUAACCAUGUUUUACUGUAAGCAUGAAUUCACUAUAAGCGUGUUCACUGUAACCAUGUUUUACUGUAAGCAUGAAUUCAAUUAUAAGCACGUUUACUGUGACCAUGUUUUACUGUAAGUGUGAGUUUUCACUGUGUCCGUAUUUUACUGUAGUUUUACGUACUGUCUAUGCUACAGUAUUUUAGGGUUAAUAGUCGUAUAAUAUUUGGAUUGACAUGGGAACAGAAACAAAGUGAUUGUAUAGAGUUCUGAGAUAAUCUCCAGUUUCUGUUACUUUAUUCCUUUAUGUUUUGUACUCCUUGUCAGUGUCUUCACACCCACCCACCCCAAGUUUCAAACAUUUUUGUGUAUUUUGAAGUGAUUCCUUGGUGGGUUUUUCAUGAACAGAUUGGGAUGAGUGUGACUAGUCCUUUGAUUGCUUAUAACCUAAUUUUUUACAUAUACAAGAUUGUAAAUUGUAAGGUUUAAUGCAAUAGGACAAAUCAAGAUCAAAUCAUUUUGUCCUGAUCAAAUUUUCCACAAUUAGAUUUGGUCAAGGCAGGGGAAUAGUUCUACACAAAAUUCAUUUCAAUUUAGACACAAGUAUACUUUGAUGUUAUAUACUUCAGAAAUUUUAAUGUACUGGUAACAAUAUAUUAUCUUAAUAUUUGAAAUGGGCAAAAUACAGAAAAUCUUGUCUGAGCUUUAUCAAAGCAUUAGAUCAUAGUGUUCCUUGAUAAGUAUCAAGUGAUCAGUGGCAUGAUGAUAUUCCAUAUUAAUGAUGUCUAUAUUGUUGCUGAGACUAUGUAGCUUGUAAAUGCUGUACUAUUAUACAGUUUAGUAGACAAAAUCUUGUGACUUACUUCAUUACUUCAGAACCAGAUUCUAGAUAUUUGCAAAUCUACGAUGUUGUAAUCAAACAUUGAUGAUAUGAUAGUAUAUUACACACUGACUUGCUCACAUUUCUUUGUUUUCUAUUAGAAUGUGAUUCAUUUGGAGAAAAUAUUUUCACAAUAAACAAUGCCCGUAUCCA